This is a messenger RNA of Eucalyptus grandis, 1462 nucleotides long. RefSeq lists its product as uncharacterized. Gene Ontology annotation, cellular component: chloroplast. Gene Ontology annotation, molecular function: oxidoreductase activity. Bases 159 to 1187 code for a protein of 342 amino acids. The transcript is spliced from 7 exons. NCBI's taxonomy places the organism in Eukaryota, Viridiplantae, Streptophyta, Magnoliopsida, Myrtales, Myrtaceae. The record is from RefSeq and is a predicted model, not a curated record.
GGCUCCGCUGCGGAAACUGUAGAGCAGCCGAGCUUAUCCUUCCUUGGCGCUCCCGCUGAGCGACGUUUCGUGUGUCUUCUCCAUCGCCAGAUUUUCAGGCGACGGUUGGAUGGGAUAGGACUCGGUGCGGCUGAGCGCAUAUUUUCGUAGGGUCGGCAAUGGCGACGCGUGUCCCUUCGGUCUUCGCUGUCGCUCCAUCACCACCGUCAUCGUCGUCACGUCAGGGUCAUAAAUUGAGGUCGGUGACAGCUCGCGUGAUUAAUCACCGAAACAAUCGCUGCAGCAGCAGCAGCUCCAGUCAAAUUAGGGUCUCUCCUGCCUCUUCGCUUCGCUUCGCCUUGGCUUCCCCGUCGGCGGCGCCGUCAUCUCCUUCUCCUUCGUCGCCGAGGAAGCGGUUCCUGACUGUUGCUGCUGUAUCCAUGGCCGCCGCGCCUCCGCCGACCGUGCUCGUCACCGGUGCCGGUGGUCGGACUGGUCAAAUAGUUUAUAAGAAAUUGAAGGAGAGGCCAGACCAGUUUGUUGCAAGAGGUCUUGUCAGAACAGAAGAGAGCAAGGGAAAAAUUGAGGGAGCUGAUGAUGUUUAUGUUGGUGAUAUAAGGGAUGCUGGUAGUAUACUUCCUGCAAUACAAGGCACUGACUUUCUUGUUAUUCUCACCAGUGCUGUUCCAAAGAUGAAGCCUGGGUUUGAUCCCACUAAGGGUGGAAGGCCGGAGUUUUAUUUUGAAGAAGGAGCUUAUCCUGAGCAGGUUGAUUGGCUUGGACAGAAAAAUCAAAUUGAUGCUGCUAAAGCUGCUGGAGUAAAGCAAAUAGUUUUGGUUGGUUCAAUGGGCGGAACAAAUCUCAAUCACCCUUUGAACAGCUUGGGGAAUGGAAACAUUCUGGUGUGGAAGAGGAAGGCUGAGCAGUAUUUGGCUGAUUCUGGCAUUCCAUACACAAUAAUAAGGGCUGGAGGCUUGCAAGACAAAGAAGGGGGUGUCCGUGAAUUAAUUGUGGGCAAGGAUGAUGAGCUUCUUCAGACACCAACAAGAACCAUCACAAGGGAGGACGUUGCAGAAGUUUGCAUUCAGGCGCUGCAAUUUGAGGAGUCAAAAUACAAGGCGCUCGAUCUGGCCUCGAAACCCGAAGAUUCUGGUACACCCACAAAAGAUUUUAAGGCUCUGUUUGCCAGCGUGACCACUAAAUUUUAACAUUACAAGUGGCCCUCGGUUUUUAGCUCAAUCGUUUCUCAGUUAUUGUUGCUAAGUUUGUGGAGAGGGGGGGAAACAAAGACAAUGCAAAUAACAAAAGGUGUACAAGAAUUCAUGUCUCCACAGGACGGUGCAAGUCUCAAUUCUGUGGUAAAUUUCAUUUGGUGUGGCCCAAGAAUAUGAUCAAACAACAAAAUUGGGUUAUUAUUUACUUGUAAAAACUGCAUGCCUAUUUGACUAAUGUGCAUCGGAAAUGGUUUACCUAGCAGGUGCUA